Messenger RNA from Topomyia yanbarensis, 702 nucleotides. RefSeq lists its product as uncharacterized. The transcript has 2 exons. NCBI's taxonomy places the organism in Eukaryota, Metazoa, Arthropoda, Insecta, Diptera, Culicidae. The record is from RefSeq and is a predicted model, not a curated record. Bases 130 to 564 code for a protein of 144 amino acids.
GUUGAUGAUAAGGGGACCACGUAACUCUUUUAAAUUCGAUUGUUCAACUAUUUCUGAAAUACUCAACGUGUCAGUUUCGGGGGAGUCUCGUUAGCGUGCGCAUCUUCAUUCCAAACUAGCUUUUAUAAAAUGGCUACCAAAUGGGUUUGGGCUAGUGUACAGGGGCCGUUUCCACCCAACAUGGUCCAGGGUGGCCAGGACAGUGAUGGCUGUGGUAUCUUCGUUGGACGUGCCAACCAUGGCGGUGAUCUGCUUCCUGCAAAAGUGAUCCCGUCCAAGAAUGCCGCCUACGUUGCGUACGGUGGCGAAGAAACUUUCGUUUCUAGCAUCGAAGUGCUCUGCCAGAAGGAACUGGUCUGGGAUCAUGCUGUUGGCGGUACCAUCCCACCGGAUGCGAUAGUUGGGGGUAACACGGCCGACGGGGAAGUACUGUACAUCGGGCGUGCCCAUCACGAGGGGUCGCAAACGGUAGGAAAGGUGCAGUGUUCGCAUGGAUGCGUUUAUAUUCCGUAUGAUGGACAGGAGGUUGCUGUACAAACCUAUGAAGUGCUGUGCGAGCGGUGAGGUAGUUCGUUAUAUGGGGGAACGUAUUGGCAAUAAAUGGUUAAGGUGACUAACUGUGGAAGUUGUCUCAUUGAAAACGAUCCAUGACCGGAAGUGAUAUACCAUAGAGCACAAGUACAAUAUAAAACAUUUUCCAUA